This is a messenger RNA of Coccidioides immitis RS, 3088 nucleotides long. Its product is annotated as G1/S-specific cyclin Cln1. The transcript is spliced from 4 exons. Gene Ontology annotation, cellular component: cyclin-dependent protein kinase holoenzyme complex; cytoplasm; centrosome. Gene Ontology annotation, molecular function: cyclin-dependent protein serine/threonine kinase regulator activity. Lineage: Eukaryota; Fungi; Ascomycota; Eurotiomycetes; Onygenales; Onygenaceae. The record is from RefSeq and is a predicted model, not a curated record. Gene Ontology annotation, biological process: regulation of cyclin-dependent protein serine/threonine kinase activity; mitotic cell cycle phase transition. Bases 1055 to 2332 code for a protein of 425 amino acids.
CCUCUUUCGCCCCUUUCCCUCCCCUUCUCUCUCCAACUCAAUCUCUCUCUCCUCUUCCUCUCCUCUCCGACUCUCGUUUCUCCUCUUCCCGUCAAACGUCUGGGGAGUGCGGGUGCAUUGGUCUCGUGGUAGAGUUACCGUCAACCACAUAUAUUCAGCCGUGGUUGACUCUCGUCUCCCACCCAUUAAGCCUCUCUUUCGUUCCUCUGCCCCUAUAGAAAAGUCGAGCCUGCGUCCAAUCCUCUCUUCGACUUCACCUCGCCGUUUCCCUCUCCCAAUCGCUCCCGGCACCUCCAUCUCCUCGCUUCUUCCCCCUUUCCACGGAGACUCAAUCCUGUGAACUCUACGGUACUUCGCCCUUGGAAUACCAGCACGAGAAAGGGACACGCUAGAAGGCUCUGGCUCGCAAUUGAGGCUUCCCUUGGUGCUUGUUUCUCUCCUGAUCCAAUCACCAAUACAUCGAAACUCAUCGGAGUCGGUUAUACCCGGUGACCUUUCACUACUGAGUAGUGUUCAAGCCGAAGAGGCCAAGCUCACUGCUCUUUCAACCACAUUGUCGGAUCAAGGGCAGAUCCGUGGUCACAAAGAAGGUGGAGACGUUAGCUCGUCGUUCACUUUGAACCUCAGUACGGCUUUGACCAAGUCUAUAAGCCGAACUUCAAACACCUACAUGUCUUGGCAGUUGUUCUCGGAAGGUUGCAAAAUAUCUAGUUGAUAAGACGCCGCACUGAGUAGGUUUUUGCUCAUUUACUAGUCCCCUCAGCUUUACUUGUGUCUCUACACUUCGAACUACAUUUGACCUCAAUUGUUGACUUUUGAAUGAAAGCUCUUCUCCAACAGACCCUGGCGAUUCAGUCUUGUCAAAGUGGCGCAGAUUAUCGUCUGCACCAUUCCUCAAUCCUUAAUAAUUAUUCCAACUAAUCUUCGCUCCUUUACACUUGAUUUAAUUGUGCCGUUUCCCCCUUACACUCUUUUACUAUUGCACUAAUUCUCACCUCGAAGCUACGCGGAGCGUCUUCACAAUUGAAACUUCGAUCAUCCUAACCAGGACAAGAUGGCGUACCAGCGAUAUGGCACGUCUAAUAUCCGGGCUUGUGAUUCUUACUUCGUGGAGUCUUAUGACAACGACUAUCAGCCUUCCCGAGUCUGUCCCAAAGAGCAUGCCAAGAUAAUCGCCCGUGAACGCCAGUAUGCGAUGGGAGAUGAGAUGACAAAAGCCGUGCGUGAGGAAUACCAGGAGGAUAUCAUUGCUCAUAUGCAUCUGAUGGAUUCCGCAACAUUGCCGGACGUUGACUCAAUUGACAUCCAAACUGAGAUCCAGUGGUUUAUGCGGCCCUACCUUCUCGAUUUCUUAAUUGAAGCCCAUGCUGCGUUUCAGUUGCUUCCAGGGACUUUGUUUUUGACCGUCAACCUCUUAGAUCGUUACUGUUCGAAGCGAGUUGUCUAUAAGAGACAUUAUCAGCUGGUGGGAUGCGCUGCACUGCUUAUCGCCGCGAAAUACAGCGACAAGAAAGAGCGUGUCCCGACCAUCAAGGAGCUGAAGUCUAUGUGCUGCUCUCUUUACGACGACGACAUGUUCGUACAAAUGGAAUGGCACGUGCUCCAGACCCUUGGCUGGUCGAUUGGUCAUCCAACCGUCGAUGGGUUCCUGCAAGUCGCAGUCAUGGAUACCCCAUAUGACCCAGAGGUGGAACAUCUUGCCCUUUACAUCCUGGAAAUAGCACUCUUCCAUAGGGAAUUCGUUUCCAAGCUUUCGGCAGAUCUUUCGCGUGCCGCAUUAGCACUGUCAAGAUGCAUUCUCAACCGGCCCCAAGCUUCGCAUAAUGAUUGGGCAUCCAAUUAUGACUCUUUGACUUUGGUGAACUUGUCCCAGCAUUUGUUUCAACCAUCGCACGUUCUCGCCAGGAAGUACUCAUCUGCCCAUUAUUCACGGGUAUCGAAGAUCUUGGAGCAGUUUCUGGCCCGUCAGAGCACCGUUACCAAGAGCUACAACCCUCCUACACCUCCGACGGACCGUGCGGAGGAUUCUAAGCCGUAUGAAGGUGAGAUUGGGCUUGCUACGCCCCAGAAAUCCCAUUGCCCGCGUACUAUGACCAAUGGUUACAUUACUCCGCCAAUCACACCUGAGAACGACGCGUUCGCUCCCACAAGCAACGCCAAUCCUUCCAAGGAUGCCUCUGGCCUCUUGUACGUUUGUCCUACAUCGCCGACUCCCCAACAAGCAAUGCACUAUGGACAGACGCAUCACUAUAAGCUCCAAGAGACCGAUCCGUACUCUCAACACCAACGUUUUCCUCAACAGCCGUCGGUACCCUACAACUCUGUGUUCUAAGGGACGAUGGGAGAAAGAACGUGACGUACCACAAUCGAACCAUAAGAGCCAUCAAGCAGCAUCCAACUUAUGCAUGUCACUCGCAUUCGAUGUGGCAGUAGCUAGCUUUGGACUCAAUACAUCAACCAUGAGCGUUAUGCCAAAUUCUGGCGUCCUUUCCCAAAGUGAGCGCGAAAGUAGUCGUCACUGCGUGGAUGAGAACGCGACAUUACUACAUAUCCCAAUAAUCUGUUUUGAUUCCCACAUAGUUUCCUUAUCUGGCAUUUGCUUUUAUUUCCUAUGUCAUGUCUGUACCUGCAUCUGCUUCAUCUGGCAUUGCAAGCGCGAGUCGUUUUCUUCACCCGGACUUGGGAUAAGUCCCCGGUCACCAAUAUCCGUGCAGCGUUCCGCGGUUACACCGGUUCAUUAAAUACCUGCUAAUUUUUUCAAUACCAUAUUUCCUCUGUCUGCGCUAUGUACCUGGUUCGGUUCUUUGUGCCUUUUUUAUUUUUUAUUGCUUUCCUAACCAUAUACCGUGUAAGAGUGUGGGAAAGAUCUGUCUAUUUUCUCGCAAUGUAAUGCUGUUCUUUUUUUGCCUUUCUUGUAUACCCCCCAUAUACCCCUUUGUCGAUCCAUGUUUCCAUUAUCCUAUCAAGUUAUCGGAGGGGAUUUAUGGCGAGGACAAGGCGGUGGAAAAAGGGCGUCCUUUAUCUAGGGGGCGAAUGAAAGGCCCUCGAGUGAAAGCACAAAUUUUGACAGAGUUUGGAUGUAGUGUGG